Hevea brasiliensis (rubber tree) is the source of this 835-nucleotide messenger RNA. RefSeq names its product putative disease resistance protein At4g11170. The record is from RefSeq and is a predicted model, not a curated record. Gene Ontology annotation, biological process: signal transduction; defense response. Lineage: Eukaryota; Viridiplantae; Streptophyta; Magnoliopsida; Malpighiales; Euphorbiaceae. The transcript is spliced from 3 exons. The coding region runs from base 155 to 835 and encodes 226 amino acids.
UCAAAGCAGUUUUCCACACGCAAAAAAUAUACAUCUCUGGUAUUUGUUUUGUUAAUUACCUUGUUCAAACUCAGUUCUCACGGGAAAUAUUGUUCAAACUCUGCUUGCAAAAAAGCCUUCUACCACGGCUUCUACGUCUUCUACUCCUCCAGACAUGGCUUCUACUUCUUCUACUCCUCCAGAUCAGUACAAGAAAUGGGAUGCUUUCAUUAGUUUUAGAGGCAAAGAUAUCCGUAAGGAUUUUCUCUCCCAUCUCUUGAAAGCUUUGUUUGGAAAACAAAUCAAAGCCUUCUUGGAUGAAAACCUUGAUAAAGGAAAAGAGAUAUCCAGUUCUCUCCUCGAAACAAUUGAAGAAUCAUACAUCUCAGUGGUGAUAUUCUCUGAAAAUUAUGCAGAGUCUCCAUGGUGCUUAGAUGAGCUCGUGAAGAUACUUCAAUGCAAGAAAACAUUAGGACAAAUAGUCCUACCAGUUUUUUAUCGUGUAGAUCCAACUGAUGUUCAAGAGCUGAGAGGGAAUUUUGGAGAGGCAUUCUCUCAGGCUCAGCAUGGAGAAGAAGUAAAAAAGGUGGAGGAAUGGUGCCAUGCUUUGAAAGAAAUCAGCAACUUAGCAGGAUGGGACUCACAGUCACGGAAUAUCAAGUCUGAGUCCGAACUAGUUGAGGAAAUAGUAAAUGUUGUUUUGGAGAAAUUAAAUGACACCUUUAAAGGUGAUUAUGAGAAUGAUGAUUUAAUUGGAAUUGAAUCACGUGUGAAGAAAAUGGAAGAAUUAUUAUUUUCUGAAUCAGUAAAUGAUAAACGAGUUGUAGGAAUUUGGGGGAUGGGAGAGAAGAAAUAA